GGAGGGGACAGUGUUGACCUUCACUGCUAUUUGGAGGACAGAGUGAAGAAGAUCAGUGAACAUGUCCGGGCUAAGACCAAGAUUCCCAUGCAGGACCAGGUCCUUUUGCUGGGCUCCAAGAUCCUGAAGCUCCAGAGGAAGCUGUUGUCUUACGGCAUUGACAAGCAGACGACCAUGCACCUCACUCUGAAGGUGGUGAAGCCCAGGGAUGAGGAGCUGCCCUCGGUUCUGGUGGAGUUAUGCAAUGAGGGGCAGAGGUCCAGCUCAGGGGCCCAGGUGAAACAGAUGAUAGAGACCAAGACCGCUAUCAUGCCUGGGAAUCAGGUUGUGACUUGCAAUGGCAAGAGGCUGGAAGAUGGGAAGACCAUGGCGGACUAUGGCAUCAGAGGGGGCAAUUUACUCUUCCUGACAGCCCACUGCGUUGGGGGCUGAGCUCUCCAGGGAUGGGUGAGAUCAGGAGCAAAAGUGCUUACUGUUGGCUCUUACUCCACCCACAUCCCUUGAUGAUUUCCCAAAUUAACGAGAAAGAUAAAUAGAAAAGGUUAAGGGUGAAGUACGGAGGAAGACUGCAGAAAACAUUCUAACUCCGUGAUUUUUGAGUCUAACAUAAUUGAUUAGUGGCUGGAUUGUGCAUAUUACUGAAAACAGAAAAUAACAUUUUAAGGCACAGUAGAGAUAGCCUCAAGGCCAGGUUGCAAUGUAUUCCUUUCCUGGUUCCUUCUGAUUUUUACAAAAAUUCCUAUUUCCUCUUCUGUUCAACAAGUUAGUUUUACAUCGCGAUCCAUGUUCCCCUCAUUUCUGUGUUUCCACUGUUAUAUUUCAUCUGUAAUAUCACUCAAAAUGUUGAAUCAAAUUGAAUUUCUGCUUAUAGAGAACAGUGAAAUGAUUUAUAUUGAAGUAAAGUAAUUCUUCUGAUAUGAUUACAAUCUCAUUAAUAAAGAAUUUAGAAAUUCAGUUAAAC
This is a messenger RNA of Ailuropoda melanoleuca (giant panda), 961 nucleotides long. Its product is annotated as ubiquitin D-like. Gene Ontology annotation, cellular component: nucleus. Lineage: Eukaryota; Metazoa; Chordata; Mammalia; Carnivora; Ursidae. Gene Ontology annotation, biological process: ubiquitin-dependent protein catabolic process; response to type II interferon; positive regulation of canonical NF-kappaB signal transduction. The record is from RefSeq and is a predicted model, not a curated record. Gene Ontology annotation, molecular function: proteasome binding; protein binding.